Molecule: messenger RNA, 1845 nt
Organism: Tinamus guttatus (white-throated tinamou)
Lineage: Eukaryota; Metazoa; Chordata; Aves; Tinamiformes; Tinamidae
Source: RefSeq, a predicted model, not a curated record
AUGAUAUUUACUGUUACCUACUGUAAGAGUUCUUGAGUGUGGAAGUUUUCCAAUUUACCUAUUUUGCAAUUUGUCAAGAUCUCUGACCAUUCCAUGUAUGAUUUUUUUUUUUUUAUGGUUUCGUUCCCUCUAAACAUGAGCAAUUAUGAGGAAAUGCUUUGUUCAUUCUCUUGCAGGUGUGGACAUUGUCAGCGGCUGCAACCAACUUGGAAUGAUUUAGGAGAUAAAUACAACAACGUGGAAAACCCACAGGUCUAUGUUGUUAAAGUGGAUUGUACUGUAGAUAUUCCGUUGUGCUCUGAAUUUGGCGUCCGAGGAUACCCAACCCUAAAACUACUUAAACCAGGACAAGAACCUCUGAAGUACCAAGGUCCUAGAGACUUCCAGGCAUUGGAAAACUGGAUGUUGGAGAAACUCAAUGAGGAACCAGCUGAUCUAGAAUCUGAUGUGGAACCACCAAAAGCACCUGAACCUAAGCAGGGACUGUAUGAACUCUCGGCAGACAAUUUCAAGACACAUAUAGCAGAAGGUAAUCACUUUAUCAAAUUCUUUGCCCCUUGGUGUGGUCAUUGUAAGGCUUUGGCUCCAACAUGGGAACAGCUGGCUCUAGCAUUUGAACAUUCAGAAGCUGUCAAGAUUGGCAAGGUCGAUUGUACCCAGCAUUAUGAAGUCUGCUCUGAAAACCAAGUUCGUGGCUAUCCCACUCUCCUCUGGUUUAGGGAUGGUGAAAAGGGUGACCAGUACAAAGGAAAGAGAGACUUCGAUUCCUUAAAGGAAUAUGUGGAUUCCCAACUACAGAGCUCCCAGAAAGAGCCGGCAGCAGAUAAACCAUCCGUGGCUCCCGUAGAACAGCCACCUGCAGAACCUGCCCAUGUUGAGGCUACAGUGCUCUCCCUCUCUGAAAAAAACUUUGAUGAGACCAUUGCUAAAGGGGUCACUUUUAUUAAAUUCUAUGCUCCAUGGUGUGGCCACUGUAAGAACUUGGCUCCAACUUGGGAGAACCUUGCCAAAGAGCAAUUUCCAGGUUUGACUGAUGUCAAAAUAGCGAAAGUAGACUGCACUGUGGAACGUAACGUCUGCAACAGAUUUUCUGUGCGUGGUUAUCCUACACUUCUACUUUUCCGAGGUGGAAAGAAAGUCAGUGAACAUAACGGGACCAGAGACCUGGAAGCGCUGCAUAGCUUUGUCUUGCGUCAGGCUAGGGAUGAAUUGUAAUAAAGGUCUGGACGCUCCACCCCUUGCUGUCUUUGUACAGGAGUGGAGGGAUUUCAAUCAUUGCUAAUUUUCAAAUAGUGGAUAGUGAUAUUGGGGCAAUUUUUUGUUUGUUUUGGGGAAACUGAAUGUAUUAAACAUUGGUAUCUUCCCUCUGUGUGUGUGUUAAAGACAUGUCCUACCCUGUUUGUGAAGGGAAACGAACAAGUACUUACUGUGUAAAUUGAAAUGUUUUCAGCAUUAGGAGAGUUAUUGCAGUUCUGCGUUCCUGCAAUGAAGUGUAAAUAGUUUCUUUUGAGACUAAAAUACAUUUGGGGACGCAGUAGAGUAUUUUUGUCAUCCAGUUUGAGUUGGUCAAAAAGCAAUCCCUACAAACUGCCCACCAUUCCUAGAAAGGUAAAAGCUGCAGCUGUGUUAAAUAAAUUUUGCCUCUACAAGUGUAGUUAUAACUUAGUUGUCUUAAUAUAGCUGCUGGUUAAGAAAUGGAAAGUCACAGGAGGUUGAAAACACACACACCUUUGGAAGAUACCAGGCCACCAUGAGCUGCUUGUUUCCUUUUAAUCCCCUCAGCAUGGGAGGUCUAGCCAUAGGGAAAGUAACGGUACUGCACCCCAUGCCUGCACGUUCCUGAUG